Messenger RNA from Acanthopagrus latus (yellowfin seabream), 4568 nucleotides. RefSeq names its product palmitoyltransferase ZDHHC20-like. The record is from RefSeq and is a predicted model, not a curated record. The coding region runs from base 11 to 1138 and encodes 375 amino acids. The transcript has 14 exons. Gene Ontology annotation, molecular function: protein-cysteine S-palmitoyltransferase activity. NCBI's taxonomy places the organism in Eukaryota, Metazoa, Chordata, Actinopteri, Spariformes, Sparidae. Gene Ontology annotation, biological process: peptidyl-L-cysteine S-palmitoylation; synaptic vesicle maturation; protein targeting to membrane. Gene Ontology annotation, cellular component: Golgi apparatus; endoplasmic reticulum.
AGGGAGAAAGAUGGCGCCUACACACGUACUGAGAUGCUGUCAACGGGGUCUAGCAUGGAUACCUGUUAUUUUUAUCGCCCUGGUCGUCUGCUGGUCGUACUACGCUUAUGUGGUGGAGCUUUGUAUAUUCACCAUCCCAAGUAUAGGAGAGAAGAUCGUCUACCUGAUCUUCUUCCAUCUCUCUUUCAUCAUGUUUGUAUGGUCUUACUGGAAGACCAUCUUCACCAAGCCUGCAAACCCUUCCAAAGAGUUUUGCCUGCCCAAGGCUGAGAAGGAACGUUAUGAGAAGGAAGAGAGGCCAGAGUCCCAGCAAGAGAUCCUAUGGCGGGCUGCCACCAGUCUGCCUCUGUACACCCGCACAGGAGCUGGAGCAAUCCGUUACUGUGACCGCUGUCAAGUUAUCAAGCCAGACCGGUGUCACCACUGCUCCGCGUGCGACAUGUGUGUGCUGAAGAUGGACCACCAUUGUCCCUGGGUGAACAACUGUGUGGGAUUCUCCAACUACAAGUUUUUCAUCCUUUUCCUGGCUUACUCGCUGGUGUACUGUUUGUUCAUUGCAGCCACCGUACUGCAGUAUUUCAUAAAGUUCUGGACACUUUGCCGGAGGAAAUCGGCAGAGAACUGCCCAAAGAACGAGCUGCCAGACACUCACGCCAAAUUCCACGUCUUGUUCCUUUUCUUUGUGGCGGCCAUGUUCUGCAUCAGCAUCCUGUCCCUCUUCAGCUACCACCUGUGGCUCGUAGGGAAGAACAGGUCCACUAUAGAGGCGUUUAGAGCACCAGUCUUUAGGACGGGCUCUGAUAAGAACGGCUUCUCUCUGGGUUUCCGGAAGAACAUCGCUCAGGUCUUUGGAGACCAGAAGAAGUACUGGCUGCUGCCUGUAUUCACCAGUCAAGGAGACGGCCUGACAUUCCCAACACGCUUGGUCAAUGCUGAUGUAGAGCAGGCCACAGUGACCCUGCAACCAGAGCCCAAUAAAAGUGCUGCUGAUGUCCCUGUGAGUCCCCUCAGUGAGUCCCAGAACCGCCUCCUGAGCAAUGACCAGCAUGCCAACAACACCGAAAACCAUCUGGCUAACAACACCCUCAAGUCAGCUGAAAGUGACACCAUCACAAUUUCCGUGGAGAGCGAGUCCUAACCAGGAGAAACUCCACGGUCAUCUAAUACGAAGCCUUAAGCAACGCAACAGUCUCCCAGCGCAACCUCAUCCCCAUCGACCUGUUCAGAGUAAAUAUGGAAAUGCAUUUCUUUCACCCAUCGCAGCACCGUAAUGCGUCUAUGGCAUUGGCAUCUUUAUCGCAUGCAGUGCAGUUGUCACACUCAACCCCCACAGGACAUGUGACACAAACUGGGUCCCUCUCACACACACAUACUCAUGCUAACAGUCACAUAUCCAACUCUAUACAUAUUUCCUUGUUAUUGUUUUUUUGCAUUUUGAAGAUCAACAUCCCGGAGGGAAUGUGAGCUACAUUUUUAUGGUUUAAUGGUAAAUCCUUUUUUUUUUUGUGCCAAAUGCGUCCUGGUCGCACCAGAACUCAGUUUUAUUGGCACAAAGCUGCCGUGAAGAGUGGGAGGAGAGCUGGAGCAGUGUGUUUGUGUUUUGAUCAUUUCUCCCUUGUGUUAUAAGAAAAGGCAGUACAUUGCGGAGAUGGAUCAGUUUACCUGUGUGACCUUUUUUUUUUUUUUUUUGAACUCAAAACGGUUGGAGCGCAUCUGUGGUCCGCACCUUUUUCAGAUGGAUGUUUCCCACCAAAACUCGGAAUAUCUUACAGAGGACUCUCACUGCAUGGUUCAGUGGACUGGGCCAGUGCAUCACAGGGAAGACUGUAGCUGGGUUUUGGAUUGGUGUUUUUGGAUAUCAGAGCACAAGAUGGCACAUUUGCACUUUGUAGAUUAUCAAUGUCCAUCAAACAGCGUGCUGCUUCUUUUUAUCAUGUCCAAAAGAGCAUCCUGGGUUUAAUGGAUGUUGGAUGAUCAUGUGAUUUAUGGUGUAUUGUUUGUGUGUGUGUGUGUGUGUGUGUGUGUGAAUGUGUUUAACAGUUGAAGUAGCAGUUUUUUUUUCUUUUUUCUUCUUUUUUUUUUAACGGACUAACAGAAACUAAAAGAAUCCGCUUUAUGUGUUUUCGUGGCCAACGUGUGUUAAAACAUGCUGCUUCUAAAUGGACGGUUUGACCUGGGAGAUGUAUUUCACACAGUGCAAUGUGCGGCGUCCAUCUCUACCUGCUCUCUCAGAGUCAGCCAAUUGUGUCAAACGCCGAUCAGUGAUUCCCACAAUGUCUGCAUCCUGUUUUUUCUACAGCUUCAGCCUUUACCGAGACACCUACACUCAUUGCCAAAUAAGGGCUGACCUGUCAGGAGCUCUGACCUCUGAACCUGAAGUGUUUACAACAUCCUAGCUUUAUCUUCACUGGCCAAUGUCAUCAUGACCAAACUCUCUUCACCAGUCGCUGUGGCGAAAUAUGUAUUUUUCCCAAGGUUCUUCUGUCCCUCCUGCCUGUCGUGGGCCAUGAUGUCCCCUGCAAUACCAGUGCUCACCAGCAGGUGGCGACAAUGUUCCUGUUAUCGGAACUUGAUCGGUCUCAAUUCACUUUCAGGUGCAGCUUUCUGCAAAAUUAAACAUUUUCACAAUGUGUGACUAAUAUGCAUUAUCUUCCUAUACUAACAUCCAUAUUUAAUUUGAGAUGAAAGUGAAUUGAACCCGUCUGAUUUACUCAACAGCUUCUGCUCACCUUGUCUACUCAGUAUGUAUUUUGAGAGUCAGCUCAGUAUCGUGACCUCCAACUGUUAAAAGGAUCCUCAGCUUGUGUAAGACUCAACAGUGAUUUGUCUUGUAUAGGGCUGCAGCUAAUGAUUAUAGUCAUUAUUGGUCAAUCUGCCAAUCAUUUUCACGAUUAAUUGAUUAAUUGUUUAAGCUAUAAAAUGUAAAAAAAAAAAAAAAAAAAAAAAAUUCCUGGAGCCUAAAAUGACAUCUUCAGAUUGCUUAUUUUGUCAAACCAACCGUCAAAAACCCAAAGACUCUUCAUUUUCCAUCAUAACGAUCAAAGAAAAGCGGCAAAUCCUUACAUUUAAGAAGAUUGAACCGGGAAAUGGUUGACACUUUUUGCUUAAAAAAAAUGGCUCAAACAAUUAAUUGAUCACGAAAAUAGCUGGAAAUUCUUUUGCGAUCGUUGCAGCUCUCGUCUUGUAUCAGUAUUGAACAUCGGGUAUGGUGAAGGAAGAGAAAUUAUAUUUAAUAACUCAUGUGCAUCUCAACAUGUGAAUAUAUGUUAAUGAACUGACCAUUCUGUAAGCAUAACCAAAUAACAGUCGUUCAGGAAUGAGUUACAUCCUUUUUCUGAGGAAUUUUGUUAUUUAUAUGCAACUUUCCGAUUCACAUUGGAGGGAGAGCCAGCGAUUUCAGGAUGUCUGUCAUUGCUCUACCAGACUCGGUGAUGUCCAAGUUUACAGCUGUUUCUAUCAUGUGGAGUGAGUUUGUGGUGUUGUAUGGUGAAUUUCUUGGUAAUCAUUGUCUCACUUAGUACUGUAUGUACCACAGAUGGAACAAUACGAUGAGAUGGUGGAGGAAAUAAACAGCCCUCUCUGUAGAAUUUAUGGUUAAUUUUUAAACUUCCAAUCAUGUUUGACCCAAAUGUAUUUAUAAUUACUCUUUACAAACAGGUGAUUGAAGGACAUUGUUUGGAUUAUGCUCACUGUGGCCAAGUAUCAGAAUCACACUGUGGCUUCAUCUCAACCAAGCAAAUGAAAUUGCUGUCAGAGAUCACGAUCCAAGCCAAGGUUGUGGUCUGAUCAUGAAUAGAUCUUUUCUAAAACUUCCCACAGUUAAAGAAAAAGACAAAAAAAAAAAAAAGAAAAGAAAAACGAUGUAUCUGUAAGGAGCCUGGCUCGUUCAAUUUGUUCAAAUUGCCUAUAUUCUCUCUCUGGGCUGUUUGGCCUCGAAACUAAAGUGCGCGUGUGUAUUUUGUAAUGCUUACUUGAGUGUUCUUUUGUAAUAUUGUCGUCUUGGGAGAAAUGCUUCUGUGCAGCCAUGAGAUUUUUACAUGUGUGUGUACAUACAUAACGUCUGACUAAUGCUCAAAAGCAUGGCGCCUAACUUCUGUAAAAAUGUGUUUACCGUGAUAAUGAGGAUGAUGGCGUUAAAACAGACAGUGGGGUUUUUUUUCCAACUAUUGCUAGGUGCGUCAUGUUUUGAAUUAGCUUUACUCUGGUUUGUCUUAUAAAUGAAGCCAUAAGAACUCCUGUGAAAACGGAGAAAAGGAUCUCAAAAAAAAAAAAAAAAAUUCAGUCUGAUUUCAGUUAUUAUUUUUUUUAAGACUGACAAAAACAUUUUACAUCUGUAUUCAUAUUGCAGAUGUAGCCUAUCAUAACUUGCUUAUUGCUACAUUUUGGUUUCUUUUUGUUACUAUGUCCUAUUUUACAAUGUGUGUAAAUAUAUAUUGAUAAUGUAUGAAAAAGACUACAUAUAUAUUUUUCUUGUCUGAUUAAUUUUACUGUUCCUAUUUUGUGAAUGAAGUACAUGCCUCCACACAAUUAACGUGAAAAUAACAAUAAAUGUUUUUUUUAAACCUCCA